This is a messenger RNA of Aplysia californica (California sea hare), 1539 nucleotides long. RefSeq names its product serine/arginine repetitive matrix protein 2. Lineage: Eukaryota; Metazoa; Mollusca; Gastropoda; Aplysiida; Aplysiidae. The record is from RefSeq and is a predicted model, not a curated record.
AAGAAGAAGAAAAAGAAGAAGGAGAAAAAAUCCAAACUCAAGUACAAGGCGCCUAAGAAGAUCGAAAUCUCCCAGCCGUGCUGUUUCGUGCACGUGACCAAACUGGAGCGGCCGGACUACCUGGGCAUCCCGCUCCUGGUGUUCCCGCCCCCUCCCAGCGGGGCGGAGCUGAGGAAGAGCCAGGACAACAUGACGCGAGCCAUCAGCCAGAGCUCCGGACUCUCCGAGUGUUCCACCACGCCCUCCUCUGACCACUGAUUCUCUGCGCACGCAACCGCUAGCCCAAGGACCAUUGUAGAUCUAGUGAUGGUGGAUAUAUACUUCAUACACAGUCACUCACCCAAGGACUGUAGAAGUAAUGAGUGAGGUGGAUUUACACUCUAUACAGAGAAGCGCUUGCCAUAGGACAACAGUAGGGAUGAGUGAGGUGAAGUUACACUCUAUACAGAACCACUAGCUCUAGGACUGGCGUAGUAAUGAGCGAGUUGGAGAAACGCCCCUUACACAACCGCUAGCCCUUGGACCAUACUGAUAAUGAGCGAUGUGGAGUUUCGCUUAACAUAAAGUGACUCUUCUUACAGUAUAGUUUUAUGCUCCAAACUAAAGCGUAAGCUCACCUCACUUAUUAAUAAUAUAGUUAUAAUAACAUGCCCCUCGGCCGCUGGGUGGACACAGAAUGCUAAAUGAGAAGCAAACUGUCCUAUCUACUACAAAUAUUAUUAUGAUUUUGUAGAUGGAGUAUGUUCACUCUGAGAUGGCUAACGGACCUCUGGGCUACUUUACGCUAUAUAAGAAAACACUGUGGAGUAUGUCAUCAACUGUCGUGUGUCUGAAGUUCAGGCCAAAGGUUAAACACUUCCCCGUGGUGCGACCGACACGGGUUGUUAUCUGUUUCUGGAUGUUUUGGUAUCUCUAGAUCUUCUAUGUAAUAUCUCGGGACUCUACGACAUUGCUAUGUCUGAGACGUGCAUUUUUUCAGACGUCACCAGUUUCUUAGUGCGUGGUAUAAGUCCUGCAACUCUUCGCCCAAGACGCAAAAAAACCGAAAGUUUGCUUCUCAUAAACGGUCAUAUUUCUUGGAGUAUCUACAUCUUUCUACUGGAAUGAUAUACCUGUACUUUGCUAAAAUGGGGGGACGACGCUGACGCUAUAAAACCUUAUGCUUAUUCUGAUCACGUGGAGUAUUGUGUACAGCCUUCGGAUUCUGACCGUCUACGGGACAAAGUGCGUGGUAUUAAGUCCUGUGUUAGAGCAAGAUGUCUCCUGACCGAACAUGAUUAACGUCAGUUCAGCUGUUGAUUAGAAUCUAGUGGACUACUGUAUGGUGUUUGUUCUGUGUCUUGGCCUUACGGUCAAGAAAACAUGCGUCUGCGAUGAAAUGAUUUGACUCUUCAAUUCUUUCCCCAGGGCGCAAAAAACGAAGGUUCGAUUCUUAUCAACGGAAAUAUUUCUUGAAGUAUAGAAUCUACAUCUUUCUGCUGGAAUAUUGAAUCCUACACAGAUUGAGUUGUCCUGAACUGCAUCGAUGGAGGUGUAAUA